AGAACUCCAUCUCUUACCCAACCUCCCCACUAUAAAGGAUCCUCCCUCCGGGAUCAUAUCCAAAGAGUUCUUUAUAUAUAGCUAUAAACCCAAGCCCCCAUCUCUCGUUCUCAUUUGCCCUCUAAAGCUUCAACCCACUUUGUGAUCAGCAUCCUUCGUUGAUCAUGGACUCGACAUGGAUCGAUCGCACCUCGCUUAGCCUUGAUCUCAAUGUCGGCUCUCUCCAGUUUCCCGACGAAGUUCCGAAAGAGUUGCCCAGAAGUCCCAGGCACGAGGAAGAGGGGUUUUUGAUGAAAAGAGAGGCUGGGGUUCUCCAGGAGGAGAUCAAUCAGGUGUGCCAAGAGAAUAAAAGAUUGAAGGAGAUGCUUGCCGUCAUGUAUGAAAAUUAUGCCAAUCUAAGGAGCCGGCUAAUGGAUCUAAUGACCACCACCGCAUCCUCGGAGGGAGGGUCAGUCUCGCCCACAAGGAAGAGGAAGAGUGAUAGCCUCGACAUGAAUGGCUGCAAUGAUGUGGCUAAUGAAAUGACCAACUGCAAGAUUGAACGCAACUCGAGCGAAGAUAUCUGCAAGCGAGCGAGGGAAGAUUGUAAGCCAAAGGUUUCAAAGCUCUAUGUUCGAACCGAUCCAUCGGAUUCAAGCCUUGUUGUAAAAGAUGGGUAUCAAUGGAGGAAAUAUGGUCAGAAGGUGACCAGAGAUAACCCAUGCCCAAGAGCCUACUUCAGAUGCUCCUUCGCUCCUAUUUGUCCUGUUAAGAAGAAGGUGCAAAGAAGUACGGAGGAUAGAUCAAUUCUAGUGGCAACUUAUGAAGGCGAGCACGAGCAUGGCAAUUCUUCCCGGCCUGCAGCACCCGAUGGUUCUAGCAGCGGUGGCUCGGUCUCUCGCCAUUCUUCGGGCCGGAACAGCAUUACACUUGAUCUCACACGACCGGGAUCACGACAGGAGGUUGAGUCACCACAGCUUCCGCGGAGUUUGGUGGAGCAAAUGGCUUUUUCAUUGACGAAGGAUCCAGGGUUCAAAGCAGCACUAGCUUCAGCCAUUUCUGGGAAAGUUCUUCAGCUCUCUCCUCCUAGGAAUAAGUGAUCAGCAGAAAUUGAUCAAGCUUCUAUUUUCUAUUUCCUUAGAUUUACUUUUGGGUUGCUCUAGCUCUUCAAGGUGAUAAGGUGAUGAAGAGAUGGGUGACUCUUAUGUAAAUAGAAUUUUGUUAGCAAGAGACAUGGAAAUUUUAUUUAGAUGGGAAAAUGAACACCUGAUCAGUUGCAUGCUCGUGCCUUCCCUUUUAGCUAGCAAAAUCCAAAUGAAUUAAGUUAAGGAAUUAUAUGUACUUGCCAAUUUCCAAUGUGAUACAGUUUCUUCCGCUGUAUAUUUAGUGUUGGACUUGUUCUACUAUAA
Molecule: messenger RNA, 1388 nt
Organism: Phoenix dactylifera (date palm)
Lineage: Eukaryota; Viridiplantae; Streptophyta; Magnoliopsida; Arecales; Arecaceae
Product: WRKY transcription factor WRKY28-like
Biological process (GO): regulation of DNA-templated transcription
Molecular function (GO): DNA-binding transcription factor activity; sequence-specific DNA binding
Source: RefSeq, a predicted model, not a curated record